GAAACCAGACCCAGGUGCUGCCCCAGUGCAACAACUCCCUGUCUGAACCAGCAGGCUCUGCGGCCUCAGAGGAGAGCGCCCCCUACUGCUCAGACAGCAGACAGCUCCGCCUGGUGGACGGGGGCGGUCCCUGCGCCGGGAGAGUGGAGAUCUUUGACCAAAGCUCCUGGGGCACCAUCUGUGAUCACGGCUGGGACCUGGACGAUGCCCACGUGGUGUGCAGGCAGCUGGGCUGUGGAGAAGCCCUAAACGCCACGAGGUCUGCUCACUUUGGGGCGGGAUCAGGGCCCAUCUGGCUGGACGACCUGAACUGCACAGGAAAGGAGUCCCAAGUGUGGAGGUGCCCUUCCCGAGGCUGGGGGCAGCACGACUGCAGACACAAGCAGGACGCGGGGGUCAUCUGCUCAGAGUUCCUGGCCCUCAGGAUGGUGAGUGAGGACCACCAGUGUGCUGGGUGGCUGGAAGUUUUCUACAACGGGACCUGGGGCAGUGUCUGCCGCAGCCCCAUGGAAGACAUCACCGUGUCCAUGAUCUGCAGACAGCUUGGCUGUGGGGACAGUGGAACCCUCAACUCUUCUCUUGCUCUUAGAAAAGGUUCUAGACCCCAGUGGGUGGAUGGAAUCCGGUGUCGGAAAACUGACAUCUCUCUCUGGCAGUGUCCUUCUGACCCUUGGAAUUACACUUCGUGUUCUCCAGAGGAGGAAGCCUACAUCUCGUGUGCAGGUGACUUACUGUUUCUGUGUGUCUGUCCCAACCCUGUAGGAUGCAGUGAGAUUUGAUAUUUUAAAAUCUAAGUGGUGAGUUUAAUUUGGGUCCACAAAAUGACAUUAAGUUAAAAUGUUAGUUGUUCAAUCAUGUCCGACU
Messenger RNA from Odocoileus virginianus texanus, 864 nucleotides. The record is from RefSeq and is a predicted model, not a curated record. NCBI's taxonomy places the organism in Eukaryota, Metazoa, Chordata, Mammalia, Artiodactyla, Cervidae.